AGCCCCGCCCCUCUCCAAGCUAUUAAACAGCCAUGUGGACAGCAUCAAGGUUCAGUGUUUGCAAGCACCUAAAGAGAGGGAGGAAGAGAGGAAUAAGCUUCUCUACAUCACAUGCACAGGAGUAUAAGAGAUGGGCAACAACUUCAAGUCUUUUCCUACCUACCAGGGACCUGCCAGAAGUGCAGAUGGCCUCCAAUCCCAGUCACAAGCUAAUGCUGAGAGGAGGUCUGAUUCGGCAGUCUUGCUCUGGGAUCUACCAUUUUCUCCCGAUGGGACAGCGAGCUCUUGACAAGCUCUCCCAGUUAGUGCACUCCGCCAUGGGACGUAUCGGAGCCCAGAAAAUGGCAAUGCCUUUCCUCACACCAGCUACACUCUGGAAGAAGACAGGUCGCUGGGACUCGGUCGGCCACCAGCUGUUCAGGUUGAAGGACUGGAGGGGCACGGACUACUGUCUCGGACCAACACACGAAGAGUCUGUGACGGACCUAGUCAAACAAGAGCUAUCGUCUUACAGGCAGCUCCCACUCAGGCUCUACCAGCUUGACAGAAAGUUUCGAGACGAGGAGAGACCGCAGUAUGGCUUGCUCAGGUGUAGAGAGUUCUGGAUGAAAGAUUUGUACACAUUUGAUAGGACACCAGAAGCAUCACUGGACACUUAUCAUCAAGUGUGCAAAGCAUACGAGAACUUGCUGCUCAAUCAACUCCAGCUCCCUGCACUAAAAGUGCAAGCGGCUACUGGUGACAUUGGAGGCAACUUGUCGCACGAGUAUCACCUCCCCUCUCCUAUAGGAAUGGACACUCUGAUCACCUGUCAGAGGUGUGGAGUGGGGGCCAGUGGAGAGUUGCUUGAUGACAUGCACUCCUCGAAGCUACCAAACUGCCCACAAGAAGGAGAACACUGUGACCUGAACUCAUGCAAGGGAAUUGAGAUCGCCCAUUCUUUUCUCUUGGGAACAAAAUACUCCUCUGCAUUUGGUCUCACAUACAAGGAUUCUGGCGGGAAUAAAACACUGGUUGAGAUGGGUUGCUAUGGUGUUGGAGUGUCUCGACUACUGGCAGCUGCUCUGGAGGUGGGCUGCGAGCGAGGUGGUGGGGAGAGACUCAUCUGGCCUCGUCCCAUUGCACCGUUCCACGUCUGUGUACUUCCAUACGUUCAUGACCCAUCGGACCCUCUCAUGAGAGUGUGUGAGGAGCUGUGUGCCUUGCUCGAGGGUGUGUGUCCAGGGGAGGUGGUGCUGGAGGACAGGACUCACCUCACACUGGGUGCUAGGAGGAGGGACACAGAGUUGGCUGGCUAUCCUAUCACUGUCGUUGUCGGCAAAAAGACUCCCGAGGAUCACUAUGAGCUGAGUAUCCAAGGAGACUAUGAAUGGACCUCCCACACAGUCAACAAAGAAACACUCCUAGACAUGAUCAAAACUUCAUACUUGACAGUUUCGUAAUGAGAAACUGCCUUUAUUAUCAGUCUAGCAGAAUGCCUUACAGUAGCUGUAGUUUGUACAAACUAUUCAUUUCAUUUUUGUAAUUUUGUUCCAUGGUUCAGUGAUAUUAUAAUAAAAAUAUUACACACAAAA
Molecule: messenger RNA, 1574 nt
Organism: Halichondria panicea
Lineage: Eukaryota; Metazoa; Porifera; Demospongiae; Suberitida; Halichondriidae
Product: probable proline--tRNA ligase, mitochondrial
Exons: 12
Coding region: 33-1442 (469 amino acids)
Biological process (GO): prolyl-tRNA aminoacylation
Cellular component (GO): cytoplasm; mitochondrion
Molecular function (GO): ATP binding; proline-tRNA ligase activity
Source: RefSeq, a predicted model, not a curated record